Yamadazyma tenuis ATCC 10573 is the source of this 1178-nucleotide messenger RNA. RefSeq names its product putative beta-1,6-N-acetylglucosaminyltransferase (gene TIR3). Lineage: Eukaryota; Fungi; Ascomycota; Pichiomycetes; Serinales; Debaryomycetaceae. The record is from RefSeq and is a predicted model, not a curated record.
GAAUACUUUUUAGUUUUUUACCCCAGACCUCCCAUAAAAUGAAGUUUGCCGCUGCCAUUGCCUUGUUAGCCAGUGUAUGUGCCGUUCAGGCCGCCGACUCCGAAGACGUUGCUUUCUUGACCAACUUGGUUCAAGAUUAUAAGAGUCACACCGCUGACUACGCUAAGUUCAUCAGAACUGCUUCUUCAGUUCCAGCCGUUAUCACCUCCUUGGCUCUUCAUGUUGCCACCUAUACCGACACCUCGUACACCACUUUGUUGGACAACAACGGGCUUGACAUUGACUCGUUGGAAGAUUUCGCAACUGAGUUACCAUGGUACUCUUCCAGACUCUUGGUGGCAGAUGCCGAUGCCUCCGAAUCCGGAGAUGCCUCCGAGACCGAUGCGUCUGAUGCCUCGUCUACUGAAGCUUCGUCUUCUGCUGCUUCAUCUGCUGCUUCCUCCGCUGCUUCGUCAUCUGCUGCUUCAUCGUCCGAAGCUGGUGCUGCUGCCAUGAUGGCUCCAAUUGGGGCUUUGUUGGGAGCUGCUGCCAUCGCGUUAAUGUAAGUGUGCGAUGUCCCCAAAUAGAUAUAGGUUGUGGUUAUCAUACAGAGACAGAUAUGUGAUCCACCCAAGCCAUCCAUAUGUAUACCAAGCUGUCAUGAUAAUAAAAUGUUAAGAUUAGACUUCGCCCGCGGUGAUGUAAAGUAGCACAUACUGUAGGUUCCACAAGAAGUUGUCUAAACAGUCGAUGGGGAUAUUAUUGAGAAGUGGUGCGGCCGCUGGGUCGAACGCGCGGUAGAGCGUGCUCACGUUGUGGAGCACGAGAAGUAAGUCUUUGUUGAGAAGCAUUAUGGCCGUUUCAAACGGCUGGUUUUUGGUGCCUUCGUUCAGCUUUUUCGUACUUGCCGGAUCAUACAAGAGAGGGUAACACUUGCCUUUGAAAUCCUCAAUUACCACUCGUUCUCCUUGGACUCGGAUGGCGUAAUACACCUGAAGGUUGGUGAUUUGGAUCAAUGCCUCCACCGUUUGGAUGAUGUACCAAAUGCCCGUGUUGAUCUGAGUGAUUACCACCGAAUGGCCUUCUUCUAAGUCGUACUCACUUCCCAACCGGGAGUCCUCAUGAUAUAGUUUGUGUAGUAAGUCCUGGAUGUUUGCAGGAAAUUCAAGGCCCAUCACGUAUAAAUUGUACAUGUCGUC